This is a messenger RNA of Aspergillus tanneri, 1305 nucleotides long. Its product is annotated as putative L-serine dehydratase. The coding region runs from base 1 to 1305 and encodes 434 amino acids. NCBI's taxonomy places the organism in Eukaryota, Fungi, Ascomycota, Eurotiomycetes, Eurotiales, Aspergillaceae. Gene Ontology annotation, molecular function: threonine deaminase activity; L-serine ammonia-lyase activity; pyridoxal phosphate binding. The record is from RefSeq and is a predicted model, not a curated record. Gene Ontology annotation, biological process: L-threonine catabolic process; L-serine catabolic process. The transcript has a single exon.
AUGGGCAGCAUUGCGCCAGAAGAGGCGGUGCCUACCUUCAAAACACCAUGGAUACAGACACCGCUGGUGGAAUCUGCAUCACUUUCGCGUGCUGCCGGAUGUCGAGUUUUCCUGAAAUUGGAGAACGUGCAGCCAAGUGGCUCCUUCAAGUCCCGUGCCAUGGGCAACCAGAUCCUCUCCCACCUCAUCAAGCCGGAAAACAUCAAUCGACCCGUUCAUUUCUUCGCGUCGUCGGGAGGCAACGCCGGCCUCGCGGCUGUCUGUGCUGCCCGUAGCCUGGGCUACCCAUGUACUGUAGUGGUGCCAGUAUCCACCAAACCGUUGAUGGUGCAGAAGCUGCGCUCUGCGGGCGCCGCCGACGUGAUACAAUACGGUGAGACCUUCUCCGAGGCCGGCGAGUACAUGCGAGACGUGAUCAUGAAGAACGGAGAUGCCAAUGAGAGCGCCGACGUGGUCAAGGUGGCCCUCCAUCCGUUCGACAACGAACCCAUCUGGGAAGGCAACAGCACCAUUGUCGACGAGCUCGUCACGCAGCUACCCCCCGCCGUUGGGGAGGAGGAAGAGGCCGCACAUCGGGGUCGGCCUCUACCGGUUGACGCUGUUCUCUGCAGCGUGGGAGGUGGCGGACUUCUGAACGGACUGGUCAUGGGCAUUGAACGACACCGUCGGACCCAGAAAAAGAACCAACUUGUCACAGUGACACAAUCGAAACCCAUUCAUCUCCUCGCCAUCGAAACAAAGGGCACAGAUUCUCUGGCUACCGCUGUGGCUCAGAAUUCCCUUGUCUCGCUCCCUAAAAUUACCUCCCAGGCCACCUCGCUCGGCGCCAUUCGGGUCUCCGAGAAGACGUUCCAGUAUGCGGUCUCCCCGCCGGCGGGCAUCGCCGUGCACAGUGCUGUACUCUCUGACGCCGACGCGGCGAGGGGCGUGCUCCGUCUCGUCGAUGACGAGAGGGUUCUGGUAGAGUUGGCGUGCGGAGUAUGCGUAGAGGCUGCCGUCGGGGACGCGGCGAAGGCGUCCGUCUCCGCAGGCUCGGGCUCCCUGGUCCCUGGCCAGAAUAAGAAGCGAAAGAGAGAAGCAGAGGAUUACCUCACGCAGCGAGAUGAGGGAUAUGGGGAUGAUCGGUCGUCGGAGGCGGACGAGGCUGCUUCCCCAUGUCCACCACUGCAGUCGAAACUAAAGCAAAUGGUCCCUAACUUGUGUCCAGACAGCCGGGUGGUCAUCAUCGUGUGCGGUGGGAGCAAUAUCACGAUCGAUACGGCAGCGGAAUGGCGGAAAAUGCUCCAGGAAGGUUGGGUCAACUAA